AUGAACGAUUCAACCGAAGAAUGUUCUCCAUUUAAAGAUAGAAAGAAAAAAACUCAUAUGUCGUUAAAUGAUAAAAAACGUUUAGCUCGGGAAAAAGCUGAACAGUAUAAUAGCAAUGGCAGGCCUUCACGCCAAUAUCAUAUGUUAACUGCUGAAGAGGUGAAACAGGGGAAAGAAACUCGUUGGGAACAAUUGGAAAUAAUUGGUUGUGUAAAAAAUAUAAGUCCUUCUUUAUGGAAUUUGACGACAUUAACAGGACUUUACCUCAAUGACAAUCAAUUAACACGUUUACCGCCAGAUAUAUCAAUGCUUGUUAAUUUAGUAUAUCUGGAUUUGUCUGGUAAUAAAUUACGUAGUUUACCUGCUGAACUUGGUGAAUUAGUGUAUCUCAGGGAAUUACACCUGGGUUAUAAUAUGUUAAGAUCACUGCCACAUGAGUUGGGGCGUUUAUUCCAACUGCAAGUAUUAGGUUUAGCUGGUAAUCCUCUAUGUCAAGAAGUAAUGAAGUUGUAUAGUGAACCAAAUGGCACACAUAGAUUGCUUAUGUAUCUGUUAGAUAGCUUACAAGAACCAAAAUGGAGCGAGUUAUACUCAGAGUUCAGACUGCCUAAACGCGUUUUGUCUAUGUCGUACGUGUGUAAGACGGAGACAACACAUGCGGGUGAGACGUCCUCUUAA
Messenger RNA from Macrosiphum euphorbiae (potato aphid), 678 nucleotides. Lineage: Eukaryota; Metazoa; Arthropoda; Insecta; Hemiptera; Aphididae. The record is from the annotation of a GenBank genome assembly.